AUGGUAGAUUCCAACCAGUGGCCGAACAUUGAAGUCAACGUAGCCUUAUGUGGGAUUUCGGGUUCAGGGAAAUCUCAGUUCAUCAACACAAUUCUUGGACUGAGAGCUGACGACCCUGGCGCGGCGCCCGUAGAUGCCUUUGGUUCGCAACGUACCACAUGGCGCUAUAAACACCCCGAGCUGCCAGGUCUUAUUUUCUGGGAUUUGCCGGGAAUUGGAACUGGUGAAUAUGGCAGAGAUAAUUAUUUGAAAACUGUUGAUUUUAACACUUAUGAUUUCUACUUAAUAUUUGGACGAGGGAGGUUCUAUGAAGAAGACGCGUGGUUGGUUAAACACGUCAACCGACGACGAAAGCGUUUCUUUUACAUUCGAACGCAUAUUGACCAAGACAUAGCAUCCAAGAAAAGAGAUGGUGACAAAACAUCAGCCGAGGAAUCUUGCUUAGAUAUUGUCCGAAAUGACUGCGAGACGCAAAUUCAACACGCCGGCAUUAAAGUGACCCAUACUCAAGUCUACUUGAUAUCUACACGGUUGCAGGACAAAGACAAAUGGGACUUUCCCAAGUUGAACUCGGACAUGCUUCAACAUCUGCCUCGUAUAAUAAGAGAAACAGAUGCAGUGGCCAUAUCAGUGCCUUAUCUUUCCGACAUCAAUGUCAAAAUCCAAUCCCUGCGCGACAAUGUCCGGCGAAUCGUUUUUCUAUCAGGGAUAUUAGCUGCGGUUCCUGUGCCAUUUCUUCCCCUCGUCGCUGACGUUUUUUUAAUUCUGCGGCAGAUAAAAACUUAUGAAAACACCCUCACACCAACGGAACUUUCUUUGAGACGCUUGGGACUCACGAACUCAUGGAAAUUUCAAGUUACAGGGUUUGGCAGACUUCUUGGCGAGUUCUUAAAGUUUUCCCUCUACUUCACGGUGAGCCCGUACCCUGGCUAUGUCACCGUCUUGGGGUGUGCAUUGUCCGCAUUUCUGGCUUAUCGUAUGACGGGUUUCGUACUUUUCAGGAGUUUGAAGAUUAUUGAAGAGGAAAAAAUAAAAAUGUUAAAAUAA
This is a messenger RNA of Lingula anatina, 1047 nucleotides long. RefSeq names its product interferon-inducible GTPase 1-like. NCBI's taxonomy places the organism in Eukaryota, Metazoa, Brachiopoda, Lingulata, Lingulida, Lingulidae. Gene Ontology annotation, molecular function: GTP binding. Gene Ontology annotation, cellular component: membrane. The record is from RefSeq and is a predicted model, not a curated record.